Messenger RNA from Ictidomys tridecemlineatus (thirteen-lined ground squirrel), 3568 nucleotides. RefSeq names its product nuclear FMR1 interacting protein 1 (gene Nufip1). Gene Ontology annotation, biological process: box C/D snoRNP assembly. Gene Ontology annotation, cellular component: nucleus. The record is from RefSeq and is a predicted model, not a curated record. NCBI's taxonomy places the organism in Eukaryota, Metazoa, Chordata, Mammalia, Rodentia, Sciuridae. Gene Ontology annotation, molecular function: RNA binding.
UGUAAAGCCUGUUACACAGACGCAUGCUGGGCUCCCAGUUUAGAAGAAGAUAGCAUGGCAGAGCCAGCUAGUAAUUUUAUGAGCCCUCCGGGGUGGUUUCCAGCCCCCGAACCGACUCCCAGGUUGGGGCCCAUGAGCAACGCCGCCCCUCCGCGGGACAACUGGAUGUUCUGGGCAAUGAUGCCACCAAUGCCGCCUCCUACGUUGCAGCCCGCGACCAGAUCAGAGCAUUCAUUUGAGGCUCAGCCCCGGAUGAAGGUCCAGCCUCUCUCCGGGGCGCCACCCCCCUUUGAUGCCCAGAUUCUGCCCGGGACGCAGCCCCCCUUCGACUCCCAGUCCCCCCUUGAUUCUCAGCCUCAGCUCAGCGGCCAGCCUGCUUGGAAGUUCCAGGCUUCGAAAUCUUGGUCCUGGGGACAGUCUCCUGGUGCUUUCCCUCAUCAGCAGAACUCCUGCAAUCCUCCAGUUAAUCAUUCUUAUUUUCCACCAAAAUAUGAUGCAAAAUUCACUAAUGUUAACUUCUCUCCUGGCAAAAAACAGAAAAAAAAGAGAAGAAAGGAACAAGUUUUUCACUUAUUUUGUGAUACCUGUGAUCGUGGUUUUAAAGAUCAAGAAAAGCAUGACAAACACAUGUCUGAACAUACAAAAUGUCCUGAAGUAGAUUGCUCUUUUACUGCACAUGAGAAGAUUGUCCAGUUUCACUGGAAACAUAUGCAUGCUCCUGGUAUGAAGAAGAUCAAGUUAGACACGCCAGAGGAGAUUGCAAGAUGGAGGGAAGAAAGAAGAAAAAAUUACCCAACUCUGGCUAACAUUGAAAGGAAGAAAAAGUUAAAACUUGAAAGGGAAAAGAGAGGAGAAGUAUUGACAACGACACAGUAUGGCAAGAUGAAGGGGAUGUCUAGAAAUUCACAGAUGGGCAAGAUCAGAAGUCCUGGUAGACAACACAAAUGGAAAAAUGAUGGUGUCAAACAGAGCGGUGUCCCUGGAUCAGAAAAUCUCCUCCCUGCUUCAAAGCCUGAAGGUCCACCUGAGGCAAAGGCAGAUCCUCUUGGCGUUUUGAUAAAUAGUGAUUCUGAGUCUGAUAAGGAGGAGAAAACACAGCAUACAGUUGUACCUAAGGAAGUCACACCAGCUUUGUGUUCACUAAUGAGCAGCUAUGGCAGUCUCUCAGGGUCAGAGAGUGAGCCAGACGCAACUCCUGUCAAGACUGAAACAGAAGCUGUGGCAGAAAACCAGGUUGCUCAUAGCAGUCCUCCCAAGAGUCCAAGACAAGAUGUUAAAGCAACUGUUAGAAAUUUCUCAGGAGCCAAGUAUGAGAACGGAAAGAAAGGUUUUAAAAAGACAAACCCUAAGAGGAAAAAACGUUGUCCCAACUUUGAAAAAUUAUUUCAGCCAAGAACACACCAUCCAUAUCUCCUGGAAAUGCUUCUAGCUCCGGACAUUCGACAUGAAAGAAACGUGAUUCUUCAGUGUGUUCGAUAUAUCAUCAAAAAAGACUUUUUUGGACUUAAUGAAAACUAAAGAUGUAUAGGUGUGUAAUGUUUCAGCACAUAUAACUGAAGCAUAUUAAAUGUGUAAAAUAAUACCAUCCUCAAGUUAAUGGAGGAAAACCCAAAACCAUUUUUUUUUUCAAAACCAUAUUGGUAAACUGUAAGCCUCAUAGAAUAUUAUGUUGGAAUUUCAAGUCUUUCCUUUGAUUCUGUGCAAAUAAAUAACAUGGUUAAUUUUUGAAGGAGUGUGUUUGGAUUAUAUAUAGUACUUGCUGGGAGAAUUUUAAUGUGUAUUUAUUUUUAUGUAUUGAUGUCUUGUAAGGAAGACUAUUAUUAGUCCAGUUAAGAACUGAAGAUACUGGUUUAAUAACAAAGAAGAAAAUUUUUUAAAUGCUUAAUUCAGCUAAGCAAAAUUAAGCAAAGAAAUACAUUUUGUUUUUAAUGCAGAAGAUGAAGAGUUAUUCUGUAACUAUAACAAGGGGGAUUUUAAAAAAUAAACCAUUUCCAAUUAAUAUAAUCAGAAGAUCUUAAAAUUUAAAUUAUCCUCAUUUAUACUAGCUUCACUUACAUAGCUCAGAUAUUAGAUGUUUGAAAUAUCAGUAUAGCUAUGUCUUCUUAGUAUGUUUAGAUUUAAUUGAAGUAUUUUUUAAAAAGUAGUUCAAAUUCAGACUCUUCCUUUCCCUGUCCCCCAAAAUAUAUAAAGUAUAAUAACUGAUGAGGUUCAACCUGUUUUUUUGUAGCAGAAAGAUUGGUUUAUGAGGUAAUGUGAUAAUCAUCUCAGUUUUAAGGUUUAAUUAAAAAUUUUCCAAUGAAGGUAGUAAUUGAAGCCUUUAAGUUUUUUUAAGUAAGUGAAAGCUGAGAUCUUUGUCUUUUAUAAUAGGGAAUUUGAUCAUAUGUUCUAGCUUUGUGCUAUCUAUAGCUGGAUUCUACCCUUUUGACAUAUAGCUAAAAGAGGCUAGAUUUUUAAAACUUGUCUGUUAUUAUAGUUGAAUAUUAUUUUUUUUAAAGAGAGAGAGAGAGAAUUUUAAUAUUUAUUUUUUUUAGUUUUCGGCGGACACAACAUCUUUGUUUGUAUGUGGUGCUGAGGAUUGAACCCGGGCCGCACGCAUGCCAGGCAAGCUUGCUACCGCUUGAGCCACAUCCCCAGCCCCUAGUUGAAUAUUAAUUUUAUAUGACAUUGUGAUUAUUGAAGUUCAUAAGUCUUGCUGCCAGGAAAACAAAACAAAACUAAGAAUGCUGACCCCAGCUCUCAGGCAGGCUCCUUUAUAUUCGUGAGGUUCUCCACAGAAUCCUGGUAUGCCUGGCAUGUAACACUAGCGACAUUACAGACCUGAGAUUAAGAUUCAUUUUUAGUCAUUGUUUCCCAGUCUUGUAACCACUCUGCAGACCUUUUAAUCUGUCUCUUCCUGCUCCUCCAAUGAAUGAAACCCAUAUAUUUUGGAAAAUUAUCUGCCUGGUAUAUUAAUUCAGUUCUUAUAAACUGUUUACCACUUACUUAUGUGCUCCCACCAUGCCGGCAUUAAAGGUAUAAAAGUGAGGAAGGCCUUGCCUGACUUCAAGAACUCAGUUUUACUUUCUUUGGGGGAUUGGGGUUUUAACCCAGGGUCAAUUUACUACUGAGCUACCACCACAGCCGUUUUAUUUUUUGUAUUGAGACAGAGCUCACCAAGUUGUUUAGGGGCUUGCCAAGUUGCUGAGGCUAGCUUUGAACUUGCAAUCCUCCUGACUCAGCCUGCCAAGCCACUGAGAUUAUAGACCUAUGCCACUGCCUCUGGCUCGAGUUUCAUUUUUAUGUAUUCAGUGAUAUGAUUCCCAACCCAAUUCAUCUCAUCAGGAUGACCUACUAAUGUUACAAACUGAGUUGAUAUUCUAAAUUGUGAUGUAGUCUGUAGUUUUAUCCUUGCUUAGCUUGCAAAUUCCAUAGGCUUAGAGUUGACAAAUGAAUUCACAGGCUCCUGGACUACUUACACAAACCACUCUCUCUCUAGAGAGAUUGACAAGUGCUGCUUUAAGGUAUAUUCUAUAGACAAUUUUAUUCUCUUUAUUUCUUGUUUUUUAAUAAAUACGUUUAAGACUGAAAA